Closterium sp. NIES-65 is the source of this 3927-nucleotide messenger RNA. NCBI's taxonomy places the organism in Eukaryota, Viridiplantae, Streptophyta, Zygnematophyceae, Desmidiales, Closteriaceae. The record is from the annotation of a GenBank genome assembly.
AUGGCGGAUCCGAGAAUUCGCAGACAAACCUACACAGCCGCAUCCCAGCCUUCCCGCGGGGCGUAUCCGCGCGGAUCUGUUCCCCCGCAAGCGCAACGCGGGGUCGGAUCCAGGGGAAGCGGGCCCAGCCGCGCAACUGCUGGCGGAAAUCUGGGUUCGGGGGAAAGGCAACCCCCGGAGACCGCGGAGCAGGCGGCGGAGCGGGAACUGCGCGAACGACGAGAGCAGGAGCGGGCGCAGGAGGAGCGGGAGAGGGAUGCGCGCGAGCGGAAGGCGGUGGCCGCGGAGCGGCUUCAGCGGGAGCAGCUGGCGGUGGUGUCGCUCGAGCGAUCUGUGCAUGCUAAAGCGCGCGAUGUGGAGUCGCUGUCAGCGCAGAGCACGCAGAUGGACGAGCAGGCCUCAGCGAUAAGGGCGAGGGCGGCAGUGCUUCACGCGCAUUCGCUGCAAAUCAACGGAUUUCGGGCGUACCUGGGGGCUGGGAACCAUGGCCUGAGUGACUGCAAGGCUCGCAUUUCACCUGCUCUUGCCGCUUCUGCUGCUACAACACGAGGAUCCAGAACAGCAGGAAUGGCAGCAGCACCGGCAGCAGCCACAACAACAGCCACAGCAGCAGCAGGAACCGCAGCAGCAGCAGCAGCAGCGGAGCCUGCAGCUUCUCUCCCCACGGCUGCUGAAACGGAUGAGGCUCUUUCUCUCCUGCAGAUGUUUCUGCAGGCCCGGCUGUCUGAUGCCAUUCACUCCCCCCCUGCUGCUGCUGCUGGUACGGCUACUGGUGCUGCUACUGGUGCUGCUGCUGGUGCCGCUGCUGCUGCUGCUGCUGGUGCCGCUGCCGCUGCUGCUGCUGCUGCUGCUGCUACCCCCCAGCCAGGCCAACACACGAGUGCCAUUUCCUCCCUUGCAGCAGUUACAAUUUAUCCCUCUCAUGCUGCUAAUAGUAAUGUGCCUGCUGCUGCUAACGCUGCAACGGCAGCAGCAGCAGGUAGGAACAGCAUAGCAGCAGCUACUGCUGGUACUUCUGCCGCCUCUGCUGCUCCUGCUACCCCCGCCGACUCUUUUCUCCUCUCUUUCCCUGGAGGCUUGGCUGAUCUGGCGCCUAUAGAAUGGAGCGAGCUGCCGGUGAGAAGCUUUUUAGAACGCGCGAGGCUUCAUCCGGAGGGGUUGGUGGCGGUGCUGCAGGGUGCUGUGGAGAGGAAGGCGGAGGAGAUAAGGAGGGAGUGUGCAGGGACAGAUGUGGAGGAAGAAGGAACGAGAUUAGGUUGGGAUGCUGUAGAGGGGAAGGUGGAGGAGGUAAAGAGAGAAUGUGUGGGAACGGAUGUGGAGGAGGAAGGCACAAGACUGGUCACUGGGGUAAGUGGAGUGGAGGAGAGUCUGUUUGUGCGUGGAAAGUUUGGGUUGCAGGGUGCUGUGGUGAGGAAGGUGGAGGAGGUAAAGAGAGAAUGUGUGGGAACGGAUGUGGAGGAGGAAGGCACAAGACUGGUCACUGGGGCGCCUCUCAGUGCGAGUGGGGGAGGAACGGGAGGGCUGACUGGUGGCAGUGUCGUGUUCCCAGCCUCGCUACCUUCCUCCCUUCCCUUGCUUAUCACCAGACUGACCACCCCAACCCCUCUCUGUUCCUCCCUUCCCUUGCUCAUCACCAGAUUAGCCACCUCAACCCCUCUCUGCUCCUCCCUUUCCCUGCUUAUCACCAGACUGACCACACCAACCAAGGCGCCUCUCAGUGCGAGUAGGGGAAGUACGGCUGGGAUGACUGGUGGCAGUGACAACCGCAGCGGCAGUGGUGGUGGCACGUCAAAGCACCUUUUGCGCAAGGCAGCAAAGCAUGCAUCAUUCUCAUCUGCUGACGGUGGUGACGGUGGUGCUGCUGCUGCUGCUACUGCUGCUGCUGCUGCUGGGGCUGGUGGGAGCACAGGGCGAGGAGCAAGGGCUGGGGCGAGUCAGCUGCGCCAGGGGCCGCAGUCUACACAAGAGCUGGUUCUGGCGAGACAGGUAAGCGUGAGAGCAUGGCAAGGCAAGGCAGGUGCUUUUCUGAGUCAGCUGCGCCAGGGGCCGCAGUCUACACAGGAGCUGGUGCUGGCGAGACAGCAGCGCCAGGGGCCACAGUCUACACAAGAGCUGGUGCUGGCGAGACAGGUAAGAGAGGCAGGUGCAGAUGGUGGUGCUGCUGCUGCUGCCACUGCUGCUGCUGCUGGGGUUGGUGGCAGCACAGGGCGAGGAGCAAGGGCUGGGGCGAUUCAGCAGCGACCGGCACCGCAGUCAACACAGGAGCUGGUGCUGGCGAGACAGGUAAGAGAGGCAGGUGCAGAUGGUGGUGGUGCUGCUGCUGCCACUGCUGCUGCUGCUGGGGUUGGUGGCAGCACAGGGCGAGGAGCAAGGGCUGGGGCGAGUCAGCAGCGACCGGCACCGCAGUCAACACAGGAGCUGGUGCUGGCGAGGCAGGUGAGAAGGGCAAGUGUGUUGGUCGAUGGGUGGGUGUGGGUGAGUAGAUCUCACUGCUACUGCACUGAGUCAGCAGCACCAGGCGCUGCAGUCAACACAGGAGCUGGUGCUGGCGAGGCAAACACCCUUUCGUUAUCUUAUGUUCCUAUCCUGCGGCUUCCCUUUUCCGCCUGCCAGAAGGAGUAUCGCGACCUGUGCCUGCAGACUCAGAAGGAGUAUCGCGACCUGCGCCUGCAGACUCAAGUGCUCCAAAAGAAGGCAGUGAGGCAAAGGAGUACGGUGACCUGCCUGCAGACGCAGAAGGAGUAUCGCGACCUGUGCCUGCAGACGCAAGUGCUCCGAAAGAGAGCUGACGCAAAGGAGUAUCGCGACCUGUGCCUGCAGACGCAAGUGCUGAGGAAGAGAGCUGACGCAGUGAGGCUGGAGGUGGAAAGGAGGACCAGUGAUCAAUCUAACAGACGGGACAGAGACGGGGCAGGGAAGAGGGGGGAGGAGGGAGGCGAGGAGGGAGAGGUGGAGGGAGGGGAGGAGGGAGAGGAGGAGGGAGGGGAGGAGGGAGUGGGUGGUGAGGAGGAUGUGGAGUUGGGGAUAGCUAUGGCGGAGGCAGAGUUGAGGGUGCUUCAAGCAGCGGAGAAACGACUAUCAAGUGAGGUGGCAGCAGCAGGAGCCACGAAUCGCAGAGUGCUGCAGCAGUGGGAGCGAAUCAAGGGUUUCAAUGACGAGCGCAGCAAUAAGUGGGCGGAGUACGAGCUUAUAAGGAGGAUAAACCAGCCGCCCUUCCGUUCAGGCCUAUGCCCACAAGUGGUGGAGCCUCACCAACAGGGCGACUUGAAGGCAGCAGAAGAGCUGGGGCUUAUGUGGCCCCCCUGGUGCCCACUUUGUAAUUCUCUCUCCGCGCCCUCUCCCUUCCCAUCAGGCAUAUGCCCACAUGUGGCCUAUGCACACAUGUGGUGGAACCUCACAAAUGGGCAGACUCAAAAGGCCCUGGCAGGACACGUGGCAAAGGCUGGAAGCGCUCUCAUUGGCUCGGUUCGAGCGGCAUGGGAUCUGGCCACUCACGAGGUGACAGCUGGCGUGGCGCUGCCGCCCUCCUGGCUGUGCCGCCCGGUUCUUCGGGCAGCUUGGGAAGCCAAUGAUGCGGCGACAGGUGGCAGGAUAGACGGUGGGACAGGGACAGCUGCUGACGUGGCAGCUGGCAGCGCUGCAGAGCUGGAGCCAGCUGUCGCCAGCAUGGCACGGCAACUCGCUGGGCUGCAGCAGCAGGCGGAGCAGCAGCAUAUGGAGGUGUUAUCGGAGUGGCUUCCGCAGCUGGCACAGCUGCAGGGGCAGGCAAGGCAGCUCGUCUCGCGCACUCAGAGCGCCUCUGAACUGGUCUCCCAUUGGUGGAAGCAGCCGGCCCUUGGGAUCAUCCCAUGGGUGACAGUGGAGGGGAGGAGCAUGGAGGAGUGGGCAGUGGCACUAGAGGCUGCACAGAUGGAGAGGGAAAGGUAG